Messenger RNA from Coniophora puteana RWD-64-598 SS2, 849 nucleotides. RefSeq lists its product as uncharacterized. Lineage: Eukaryota; Fungi; Basidiomycota; Agaricomycetes; Boletales; Coniophoraceae. Bases 1 to 849 code for a protein of 282 amino acids. The record is from RefSeq and is a predicted model, not a curated record. The transcript is spliced from 3 exons.
AUGCUGCUCUGGCCAAUAAAUAUAGGAGAUAAUAAGAAUGCAAAUGAGGAGGAAGAAGUGACAAGACAUACCCGGGCAACUGAGAGAGCAGCUCUUGAGCUGGUGUUGUGCAAGGAAGAGCUCAAGCUGGCUCAGAAGGCCAUUGUCAGCCUGGACCAUCAGUUGAAGAUGUCUGAAACAAGCCUACACACCUCAGAGAAACUUUGGACGGCUUCGGAGGAAGCACUUGCUCAAACAAGUGUUUUGUAUCAAAUAGCCCUGCAGGACAUCAAGGCUAUGGAGACUGGGGUUGCAGAUGCAUGGAGAGAGCUUGAGGGCACAAGGAAGGAGGUAGAAGAGGUGCAUCGGGCCCUGAGGGAGUGCUUCGUGCAGUUAUUAUUGACCUUGCUUUGGGCUGGUUGUGCACAAUACACAAUUGGCAAGAUCAUACAGAAGCUGUACAACACUGUUGGUAUCAAGAUUGAGCAAAAAACUCAGCCAACGUUCCGUAGCACGCAUCCUACUCAAGGGAGGAAUUGCAUUGCAGCUGCAGAUUUCCGAAGAGAUGAAGGGAGCCACAGCUCAAAACAUGCCACACUCACCACUCAACACACAGAUGGUAGCGUUGAGCAUCAGAUCCGAUUCCUUGGAGUGGAGUCGACAUUGGGCCACUCAAGUGCUAGACAAGCAGAGGACUGGAAGAAGAAGGUUCAUGCCCUUGCUGCUCUCUAUAACAAGUUUGAGGAAGUGACGGACAAAAACGGGAAUAAACCAACCUUCAGCGCAAUAGAGUUUACACACAAGCUCAUGGGAAUGUAUGGGGAUCAUGCUGCUGAUCAGAAAGCGAUGUUCAAAUUAAUUCAAAAUUAG